Haemorhous mexicanus (house finch) is the source of this 2315-nucleotide messenger RNA. RefSeq names its product AU RNA binding methylglutaconyl-CoA hydratase (gene AUH). Bases 16 to 795 code for a protein of 259 amino acids. The transcript has 10 exons. Gene Ontology annotation, molecular function: enoyl-CoA hydratase activity. Gene Ontology annotation, biological process: fatty acid beta-oxidation. Lineage: Eukaryota; Metazoa; Chordata; Aves; Passeriformes; Fringillidae. Gene Ontology annotation, cellular component: mitochondrion. The record is from RefSeq and is a predicted model, not a curated record.
GCGCCGGCAGCAGCGAUGGCGGCGGCGGCGGCGCUGGGCGGGCUCGGCCUCUUGCGCGCCCGGCUCAGGCUCGCAGUCGCAGCCGCCGCGACCUCCGCCGCCCUCGGCCGAACCGGCCACCGCGCGCCCCCGCUGCGCGGAGGCGUCGCCGCCGCCAGUGUCCCCUCGGCCGGGAGGAGCUACGGCUCUCAGGCGAAGGAAGAGGAGGAGCUGCGCGUCCGGUACCUGGAUGAUGAGCACAAAGGAAUUGUGGUGCUUGGAUUAAACAGAUCUCAUGCCAAGAAUGCACUUAGCAAAAAUCUUGUAAAAAUGAUGUCAAAAGCUGUGGAUGCUUUGAAAUCUGAUAAGAAAGUACGAACUGUUGUAUUCCGGAGUGAAGUCCCGGGGAUAUUCUGUGCUGGUGCUGACCUUAAGGAAAGGGCAAAAAUGCACUCAAGUGAAGUUAGUUCUUUUGUCUCCAGAGCAAGAGCAACUAUUAAUGAAUUGGCUAAUCUGCCUGUACCUACUAUUGCUGCAAUAGAUGGAACUGCCUUAGGUGGUGGCCUAGAACUUGCGUUAGCCUGUGAUAUACGGGUGGCAGCAUCUUCUGCUAAAAUGGGCCUAGUUGAAACAAAGUUGGCGAUCAUUCCAGGUGCAGGGGGGACACAAAGAUUACCUCGCACAAUUGGAGUGUCAUUGGCAAAAGAACUAAUCUUCUCUGCACGCAUUGUAGAUGGGACCAGUAGCAAUGAGAGUUGCAAAACUGGCUAUCAAUCAGGGAAUGGAGGUCGACUUAGUAACAGGUUUAGCAAUUGAAGAAGCUUGUUAUGCUCAGACUAUCCCAACAAAAGAUAGAAUUGAAGGCCUUCUUGCAUUUAAGGAGAAGAGACCUCCUCGCUACAAGGGAGAAUAAAAGAAUCUGAUGCCUUUAAAAUACAGGGGGAUAAAAGUACUUCUAUGAGGACCAUUAAGGUGCACUUUGCAUCCACACCUGGAAUAUCACAAUCACCAAAGUAACAGCAAAUCAUACAGAUGUUACAACAUUUUGAAUGUGUCCAUACUUGUACAAAGCCAAGACAGAAAUAUGUGUCAGCUCAUGCUCAUUACAGUUUCUGAUGGUUGAUCUGUGUAAUGGCAAAGUCACAGGUUCAUGCAGCAUUUUUAAAAUUUCACAUGUAUGAAACAUACCAUUCCACAAUUGAAAAAGCUCUGUAAUUCUUUACAUAGACAAAAUGUAUCUGUGAUAUGAAGCAUAAAUCUGCUAUAUCAUUUGAUCAAAACAAAAGCAACUACCGAACACCAAAAAUAAGAAAUUGUACCAAAUAUGCAUUUAAAUGAUUCUGUAUGUCAGUAAAAGUUAUAUUUGAGUAUUCUAUCUGAAUAUCUAUAUUAUUAAUAAAGCUAGGGGAAAUGAAAAGGAUUAUAAUUUAGAAAAUGUUAACCUUUGUUUAUCUUAUUUCCUCUAUCCUAAGAAAAAUGAAAAUCACUUUAGCACUUAAUGGUGUCCUUUUGAUAAAGUUGUUGCCAUUAUAUUCAUUUAAUUGUAUUAAAUAAAGACAUUUCUGAGGCCAGCCUUUAAUUACACAUUCUUGUAUGUUAAACCUGUCUUUGUCUUGCAUUUUUCCAACAUAUAAUCUGAUCAACACUGUAAUGGAACUUUAUUUCAUUUGCCCCAGUUAUUUUAAAUUUUUUAUGAUUGUAUUAAAGAUGGUUGUGCGGGGAUAUGACCAAUGUGCUGUAAUAGAACCUAGAAUUAUCUUAAUCUCCAGAAUAUUCCUUUUGCAAGUUUUAUGAAUGUAUAUUUAUAUACAACAGAGAUGAUGGUGAAAGGUUCUUUAUUUUGUGUUGGCCUCAGAGUUCUUUUCAUGCAUUGCAAGAGAAAUGCAGUAGGUUUCAAGGUAAGAAAAUUUGUGAUUCAUACUGUGUAUUUGCAGUGGAUGCAGCAUAUAUAGCAAAUGUCUGGAAAUAACCUCGUAGAAAGUAUUUUUGUUAAUUUGACUGGAAAAUAAACAUGGCUUCGCAGUCCAAGGCUGUCUUUUUAUAUGAAAACAAAUUUAUUCCUGCUGGGUUACCAUUGGCUCAUGAAACUUGUGCAUGCUUUGCUGUUUCUGCAACAUUAGCUAUGGUCACUGUCCAUAUCUAUGAUGAUAAAGCAGCUCAUCAACAUGAAAUGACAAGAACUCAUUUAAAUUCAUAUUUAGACAUAUCAUUACAUGUAAAUUGAUUAUAACUGGUAGAGCUCACACUUUGUUGACUGGUAAAUUUGCUGAGUCGAUCAUUUCUUGCACAAUAAUUUGCAAAUAAAGUAUUGGUACUUGUUUUGAUAGUUCUAUAAA